Messenger RNA from Austrofundulus limnaeus, 1087 nucleotides. Its product is annotated as insulin-like growth factor-binding protein 3. Gene Ontology annotation, biological process: regulation of insulin-like growth factor receptor signaling pathway. The transcript has 4 exons. The record is from RefSeq and is a predicted model, not a curated record. Gene Ontology annotation, molecular function: fibronectin binding; insulin-like growth factor II binding; insulin-like growth factor I binding. Lineage: Eukaryota; Metazoa; Chordata; Actinopteri; Cyprinodontiformes; Rivulidae. Gene Ontology annotation, cellular component: extracellular region. Bases 135 to 1016 code for a protein of 293 amino acids.
GACUUCAGUCAAUGGGGUCUAUAUAUUGAGAUGUUUUGUCCGUGGGCUUUAUGUGAAUGAGAAGCUGACCAGCGGAGAGUCCCCGCAGCUCCUCCUCGUCGCGUGCCUCCUCUCCUGUCGCCUCUCUGACCGUGAUGGGUUCUCGUGUUGUCGCACUGUGCRCGGCUCUCCUGUGCGUGGCGUCGCGCUCGCUCGGCCGCGGGUCAGGUGCGGUCGGAGCGGUUGUCAGAUGCGAGCCGUGCGACGCGGCAGCGCGGCUCCUGUGCAAGCCUCUGCCCCGGGACUGCGCCGAGAGGGUCCGCGAGCCCGGCUGCGGCUGCUGCCUGACCUGCGCGCUCAGCUUCGGCCAGCCGUGCGGAGUGUACACCGGAAGAUGCGGCUCCGGACUCACCUGCCAGCCCCAGCCAGGUGAAACCAAGCCGCUGCAGGCUCUGAUUGAGGGACGGGGCAUCUGCCUGAACACCACGAACAGGAGACCCGCAAUCAGACCUACGCCUCCGGUCAAUGAGUUGCCAGCAGAGCACACAGAGACUCAGGACAGGGAGCAGAAUUCCACCGACUCAAGUCUUCAAACGUCCUACAACAGUCAUGCUGGACCCUUUAGACCUCCGCACCCCCCGUCCUUCUCCUCCGCAAAGUCAGAUGUCCUCAGACAGGAACCUCAGAAGAAAACCCAGAGCUUUAAAAUGGAGGAUCUCCCCGCCGGACCACUCAUCACAGACCAGCAAAACUUCGCUCUCGAAACCAAACAGAAGCCCGAAUAUGGACCCUGCCGAAGAGAGAUUGAGAGCAUUCUCAGCAACCUGAAAAUUACCAACAUCCUCAACCCCAGAGGUUUCCGUAUACCAAACUGUGACAAGAAGGGCUUCUAUAAGAAAAAACAGUGCCGUCCAUCCAAGGGCCGGAAGCGAGGCUUCUGCUGGUGCGUGGAUAAAUACGGACAGCCUUUGCCAGGCUUUGACGAGAAGGAGCGAGGAGACAUCCAGCACUACAACUCUGACAGCCAGUCGGAGUGAGGAAGAACAAGAGGGGGAGAGAGAGAGAGAGAGAGAGAGAGAGAGAGAGAGAGAGAGAGAGAGAGAGAGAG